Molecule: messenger RNA, 819 nt
Organism: Camelina sativa (false flax)
Lineage: Eukaryota; Viridiplantae; Streptophyta; Magnoliopsida; Brassicales; Brassicaceae
Biological process (GO): endoplasmic reticulum to Golgi vesicle-mediated transport; regulation of GTPase activity
Cellular component (GO): TRAPP complex; trans-Golgi network; cis-Golgi network
Source: RefSeq, a predicted model, not a curated record
GGAGCUUUCGUAUCGUAUCGUAUCAUCAUCCCAAUUCCGAAACCGGUCGUCGUGUCGUCGAGAGAGAUAGAGAGAGAAAGAGUCUUGAGAGAAUGGGGAGAGAAGUAGCGGAGAGCUGUGUAGACACUAUGUUGAUGGAGAUGGUGGCUAUGUUCAGUGGUAGAUUCUACGCUAACAAGCCGGAACUCGCCGCGAGGAGGAUCGAAGCCAUUGGUUAUCAGGUCGGCCACCAGCUCUCCGAGAGGUACACUAUGGAAAGACCAAGGUUCAGUGACCAUUUAGAGGCAAUCAAGUUUAUCUGCAAAGACUUCUGGUCUGAGGUCUUCAAGAAGCAGAUAGAUAAUUUAAAGACAAAUCACCGGGGUACUUUUGUAUUGCAAGACAACAAGUUCCGGUGGUUGUCUCGUGUCUCAAUUGACCCUUCAUCUGAGAAAGAAACCGAAGAUCCGUCGACUCCAGGGGAAAGCAAAGCAGCACAAGCGGUGAGCAUGUACCUGUAUUUCCCAUGCGGGAUCAUAAGAGGUGUCCUCUCCAACUUGGGGAUACCUUGUGCUGUCUCUGCAGACAUAUCAAGCCUUCCCACAUGCUCUUUCGUGAUUCGGGUCAAGGCUUGAUUCUGCAUUUAGCAGGAGUUCGUCGGCUUUAGAUUCCAGGUCGGCUUUAUACUUUCAAGGAAGAUAGAUUCUUCGGACCUGAUGUAACUAAAAAAAACUCUUUGCUGUUUUUUGUUGUUUUGAGACACAUUGGCCUUUUGGUAAGAAACAGUGCAAGGCGUAGUAAAAAAUCAUUUUUUUCCUUUUUAAUGUAAAUUUUUUUUAA